ACAUACUGCCUUACAUGGGCAAACUUCUCCAAGGACUCUCCUGCGGUUGGAAUUUCCAACUCUGACGUCACUGCCUGCCACUUCCAGAUUUGGGAAAAAAUAAUUUUCACUUUGGUGGGAUUUGAAACUCUCUUGAUUCCUAGAAAGCCCCGAGUGAAGGAAGGUGUCAUUCAGGAGAACGAGGCAGCGACAAGGAAAAUAUCAAAGAACUGUCAGCUGUGAGGCCCGUACAUCAAGAGAAGAAGAGGUGUCUGACCCUGUGAUUGGCCCCUCUGUGAUCCUGUAGUGACUGUGACUGUCUGGCCUCUCUCCUCUCUCUCUGCAUUGAAGAAUCUGAACCAUGUGGACCAGCGAAGGCGAGGUUCAGGUGACAGGGCGGAUGGAGACCACCCCUGCCAUGGGCGUCCCUAGUAUCUCUGUUUCCCAGCAACAGGCCCCUAAGAAGUUUGCCCCUGUGGUUGCCCCCAAACCUAAGUUCAACCCGUACAAGGACCCCACUGACCUUGCAGGAGGGGACUAUCCCCCACCACCUCCUCCUGCUGAAGACGGAGGCCUCUCGUCCUCCAUCUCUUUCCCACCACCUCCACCCAUGGACAGAGAAUAUCAGAUGCAUGGACCAGAGAAGACCCUGGAAGAGAGGCGGUCCAGUCUGGAUGCUGAGAUUGACUCUCUGACCUCUAUCCUAGCUGACCUGGAGAGUAACUCACCUUACAAGCCCCACAAUGCACAGAACUCUGGAACUCUGACCAGUCCCAACGCUCCGGUGACAGGGUACAAACGUAUGGUCAUCCCCACCCAGCCUCCUCUGACGGCCACCAAGAAGUCCUCUCCCAAGGCCGGGGCCCCAGGCGGAACACUGCCCCGGCCCCAAGCGGAGAACUCCUCCUCAGCCUCCAUACUGGCCAGGCCCCAGUUCCAGACGGCCCCCCAGCCAGUCCCAGCCUCCUACGCCACAGCCUCCACCCCCAGCCAGCCCACCUUCAACGUACAGAUGAGGUCUGCCCAGCCCGGGCCCCAGCACCAGUCCCCUGGGCCCCCCCAGCAGUUUACCCAGCAGCCCAACAGGAGCCCGGUCCAGUACAUGGCUGCCCAGCCCAGGGGCCCUGAUUUCGCCUAUGGGCCACCCCAGCCAGGCUUCGCUCCUCAAGGCUACCCAGAGCAGGCCUACCCGGGAGCAGGAGGGUACGGUGGAGAACCAGGAGGGUACGGUGGAGAACCAGGAGGGUACGGGGGAGAAGCAGGGAACACCUGGAGACCCCAGCCGAGCUAUGCUGCUGCUCCUACCCAGCAGGGCUGCCCACAACCUGUCCCGAAGAAGACCUACAUCACUGACCCUCCUGCCAGCCUGGCGCCUCCUGUACACCUCGCCCCACAGAGGGCUCCCAGCGGUGCCAGGCCUGAGGAAGAACUGGAGAGGCUCACCAAGAAGAUGCUGUAUGACAUGGACAACCCUCCGGCUGAGGAGUACUUUGGGCGGUGUGCCAGCUGUGGGGAUAAUGUGGUGGGUGAGGGUACCGGCUGUACCGCCAUGGACCAGGUCUUCCACGUGGACUGCUUCAUCUGCAUGACCUGCAGUGGCAGGCUGCGCGGUAAACCCUUCUACGCCGUGGAGAAGAAGGCCUACUGCGAGCCCUGCUACAUCAACACCCUGGAGUCCUGUAACAUCUGCAGUAAACCCAUCAUGGAGCGUAUCCUGCGGGCUACAGGGAAGGCCUACCACCCACACUGCUUCACCUGUGUGGUGUGUCAACGCAGCCUGGACGGUAUCCCCUUCACUGUGGACGCUGCCAACCACAUCCACUGCAUCGACGACUUCCACAAGAAGUUUGCCCCUCGUUGCUGUGUGUGUUCUGAGCCCAUCAUGCCAGCUCCAGGCCAGGAGGAGACUGUUCGUAUCGUCGCCUUGGACCGAGACUUCCACGUGCAGUGUUAUCGUUGUGAGGACUGUGGUUCUCUGCUGUCUGAAGGGGACAACCAGGGUUGUUACCCCCUGGACGGACAUGUCCUCUGUAAGAGCUGUAACACCAGCCGUAUCCAGGCCCUCACCGCCAAGGCUACCACUGACCUCUGAACCCCAGAUACCCUGCUACACCGCCAAGGCUACCACUGACCUCUGAACCCCAGCCCUGCUACCCCGCUCACCUCUACUGCCUGGCUGGCUGCCCUUCAGCCCGACACACACACACGUACACACACACACGUACACAUACACACACACACACACACGUACACACACUUACACACACACACACAUCUAUGAAUAUUAUGAAAUUGCUAAUGGGGAGAAACAAAGAUGUGAUGUCCCUGAAAUGUUGACAGUCUCGGUACGAUCGUCAGCCUGUUGAUUCCUUUAUUGCUGUCAUUAUUAUUAAUGCCUGUUCCCUCUACUUGCAUUUACUCUUUGACAUUGUAGUCACUAAGCAAACACUCCUUAUUCAGAGAGAUUCACAGGACAGUCAGCAGACACUCCUUAUUCAGAGAGAUUCACAGGACAGUCAGCAGACACUCCUUAUUCAGAGAUUCACAGGACAGUCAGCAGACACUCCUUAUUCAGAGAUUCACAGGACAGUCAGCAAACACUCCUUAUUCAGAGAUUCACAGGACAGUCAGCAGACACUCCUUAUUCAGAGAUUCACAGGACAGUCAGCAGACACUCCUUAUUCAGAGAUUCACAGGACAGUCAGCAGACACUCCUUAUUCAGAGAGAUUCACAGGACAGUCAGCAGACACUCCUUAUUCAGAGAUUCACAGGACAGUCAGCAAACACUCCUUAUUCAGAGAGAUUCACAGGACAGUCAGCAGACACUCCUUAUUCAGAGAUUCACAGGACAGUCAGCAGACACUCCUUAAUCAGAGAUUCACAGGACAGUCAGCAGACACUCCUUAUUCAGAGAUUCACAGGACAGUCAGCAGACACUCCUUAUUCAGAGAGAUUCACAGGACAGUCAGCAGACACUCCUUAUUCAGAGAUUCACAGGACAGUCAGCAAACACUCCUUAUUCAGAGAGAUUCACAGGACAGUCAGCAGACACUCCUUAUUCAGAGAUUCACAGGACAGUCAGCAGACACUCCUUAAUCAGAGAUUCACAGGACAGUCAGCAGACACUCCUUAUUCAGAGAGAUUCACAGGACAGUCAGCAGACACUCCUUAUUCAGAGAUUCACAGGACAGUCAGCAAACACUCCUUAUUCAGAGAGAUUCACAGGACAGUCAGCAGACACUCCUUAUUCAGAGAUUCACAGGACAGUCAGCAGACACUCCUUAAUCAGAGAUUCACAGGACAGUCAGCAGACACUCCUUAAUCAGAGAUUCACAGGACAGUCAGCAGACACUCUUUAAUCAGAGAUUCACAGGACAGUCAGCAGACACUCCUUAUUCAGAGAUUCACAGGACAGUCAGCAGACACUCCUUAUUCAGAGAUUCACAGGACAGUCAGUGUAUAUCUUUGAUUUUUUUCCUCUUUAUGCUGUUGUUUCUCCUAGUUGACAAGCCGUCUGUCUCCUGUCCUGUCAUGACAUGGCUGUGGACCAAAUGGCAGCCUAUUCCCUAUAUAAGUCCAGUAGUUUGGGCACUAUGGUCUACAGUAGUGUACUGUAUAGGGGAUAGGCUGCCAUUUGUGAUGUCUCCACGGUCAUUCAUUCCAAUAUGCCGGAGCUGAUCUGGUCCCUCUGAUCUCUUGCCUUUUUAACAUCCUCAAUGUACUUAAUUAAGCAAUAAGGCAUGAGGGGGGUGUGGUAUAUUGGCCAUAUACCACAAACCCCCGAGGUGCCUUAUUGCUAUUAUAAACUGGUUACCAAUGUAAUUAGAGCAGUAAAAAUAAAAUGUUGUGUCAUACCUGCGGUAUACAGUCUGGCUGUCAGCCAAUCAGCAUUCAGGGCUGGAAACACCCAGUUUAUAAUAGAAGAUAUCCAACACGUGGAGUAGAGGCUGGCUGGCUGACUGACUGGCUGGCUGGCUGACUGGCUGACUGACUGGCUGACUGGCUGGCUGACUGACUGGCUGGCUGGCUGGCUGGCUGACUGGCUGGCUGACUGGCUGACUGGAUGGCUGGCUGGCUGACUGGCUGACUGGAUGGCUGGCUGGCUGACCGGCUGACCAGUUUAAAUUCCAGUCAAUUCAGGAAGUAAAACAAACUCCCAAUUCCAAAUGUUCCUCAUUGAAAAGCAUUGAAGAGAAUUGGAAUUUCAGUGUACUUCCUGCAUUGACUGGAACUGAAAUGGAAUUGACCCCAACCCUGGCUUACUGUAUACAGAAAGUGGACCAAGCCUCUCAACUCUAACUGCUGCUUCCUAAGCCGUGACCUCUCAACUCUAACAGCUGGUUCCUAAGCCGUGACCUCUCAACUCUAACAGCUGCUUCCUAAGCCGUGACCUCUCAACUCUAACAGCUGCUUCCUAAGCCGUGACCUCUCAACUCUAACAGCUGCUUCCUAAGCCGUGACCUCUCAACUCUAACAGCUGCUUCCUAAGCCGUGACCUCUCAA
This is a messenger RNA of Oncorhynchus tshawytscha (Chinook salmon), 4483 nucleotides long. RefSeq names its product LIM domain containing preferred translocation partner in lipoma. The record is from RefSeq and is a predicted model, not a curated record. Bases 341 to 2071 code for a protein of 576 amino acids. NCBI's taxonomy places the organism in Eukaryota, Metazoa, Chordata, Actinopteri, Salmoniformes, Salmonidae. Gene Ontology annotation, cellular component: stress fiber; focal adhesion. The transcript is spliced from 14 exons. Gene Ontology annotation, biological process: cell-cell adhesion.